Closterium sp. Naga37s-1 is the source of this 2707-nucleotide messenger RNA. The record is from the annotation of a GenBank genome assembly. NCBI's taxonomy places the organism in Eukaryota, Viridiplantae, Streptophyta, Zygnematophyceae, Desmidiales, Closteriaceae.
CGCGCUGGAGUCUCUGUUUGGGGAUGAGGAGACGGAGGAUGCACACACGGGGGAUGCACACACGAGGGAUGCAGGGCAAGAGAUUGGGGGGAGAAUCACCCACCUCGAGUUAGCCAGUCAUAUCAAUAGCAGCAGUGCCACUGGCAGCUGUGGGGGAUCCGAUGAGAGUGACAAGAGACUGGUCCUUCCAUCCCUCGCGCACUUUAAGAUUGAGAAGCUUCCCCUGCAGCUGCUCAGUCCAUCGCUGGGCUCCUUCCUGUCGCUCACCAAGCUGGAAAUCCUGCAAAUGCAUCCGCUACGCUCGCUCCCAGACUCCAUCUCCCAUCUCUCCCGCUUGCAGUCACUCGCGAUCAUGGUUGCCGAAAGCCUGUGUGCUCUGCCACAGGCAAUAGGGAAGCUUUCAGCUCUCACAUCCCUCCAGCUUAACUGUCUCCUGAGCUUGACUGCUCUGCCCGAGUCAUUCGGGCAGCUGAAGAAGCUUCGGUCUUUGAAAUUUUACAACAGCCCGGGCCUAACCAGGCUUCCCGAGUCCUUCCCUGAUCUCUGCAGGCUGGAGUCGUGUUAUUUGUCCGAUGUCGGGAUUUCUUGCCUUCCAGAUGACUUCUGGAAGCUCUCUGCUUUGAAGAAACUAACUCUGGAGUCGCUGCCCGAACUCUGCAGCCUGCCCGAAACUUUUUCGCUGCUGCCCGGACCGGAGGAAUUGAGCCUGUUCCGGUCCAAGCUGCUGGCGCGGUUGCCCUCGGGCCUGCAGCAUAUGGGGAAGCUGCUGGCAUGCGUUGUCAGUGGGUGCCCGCUGCUGUCGGAAGGGAGGGUGGUGAUUAAGGGUAGAGCGAACCUGGAUGAGGGAGAGCGUGCAGUGGGUGGCUCAGAUGACGAAGAUGAGGAGGAGGAAGAGGAUGAGGAGGAGGAAGAGGAGGAGGAGGAGGAAGAGGAUGAGGAGGAGGAGGAUAAGGAAGAGGAUGAGGAGGAGGAAGAGGAUGAGGGGGAGGAGGAGGAAGAGGAUGAGGAUGAGGAGGAAGUGGGGACAGCGGAGGAGGAUGAGGGGAGUGAACUCGAAGCUGCGAACCUGGACGAGGGAGAGUAUGCAGUGGGUUGCUCGGAGGAAAACCAUGAAGGGGAAGUGUGGAUGGGCGAGGCGGUGCCUCGGUCCCUUGGUCUCGCCCGUUUGCCUCUCCUCCACCGUUGGAUCCACCAACCUCCUAUCCUGUCCGUCCCCUCUUUCUCCUCCGUGCCCCUUCAAUCGUGUGUCGCACGCAGCUCUCUUUGUGCUUAUCCUGCCAAUGGCCUUGCUCUCCUUGCCUGUCCUGACACCCACCCCCCUUUGCCUCUCUGCCCGCCUGCCUAUCCUCCAUUUCUUCCGUGCCUCACAGCGCUGCUCUGUCAUGCUGUGCUGUCGGGAGCCAACGACGUGCCGAUGAUUCAGACGGCCGCUAUAGGGGUGGGCAUACGAGGCCACGAGGGGAGGCAGGCAGUGAUGGCGAGCGACUUUGCCAUCUCGCAGUAUCUCUCCCAAACCGCAUUCUCUACAACCUCAGCCAUAGGCCAGCUAAGCCUCAUGUUCUUCUCCCUCACCUACACAACCCUCCCCACUGUCGUCGUCGCCUCCAUCGACCAAACCCUCCUGCUCGCCUGGCCGCAGCUUUACGGCGCCGGGCAGCACGAGGAAACUUACAACCUGCCCGUGUUUCUGGCUGCCAUGCUGGAUGCCACGUGGCAGAGCCUGGUGCUGUUUCUGGUGGGCGUGGCGAGUGUGAGUGGGCUAGACGGCGACAUGUGGGCGUUGGGGCAGACGUGGUUGGUGGCGCUGGUGCUGGUGGUGACAGUGCAUCUUGCGAUGGACAUCCGACGGUGGACGUGGCUCCACGCGGCUGCGAUUGCGAUCGCUAUACUCGUUACAGUGGUCUCGAUACUGGUUAUUGACUACAUCCCUCUGCUGCCUGAAUAUGGGUCGUUCCGAUACGCCAUCGCCACGUCAACCUUCUGUAUGGCUGUUGGUGCGGGCGGCAGUGGUUCUGUUGCGGGUGGCAGUGGUGGCGGUGGCAUUGGCAGUAGUGCUGUUGGAAGUGCAGGUGGAACUGGUGCCGGUGCCCCUCACACUCUCUCACCUGCUCUCCCUCCUUUCUCUGCCAACCUCCCCCCUUCUCUGCCCCGCUCGCCCCUCUACCUACCAAUUCUAAGCUCCCCUUCACUGCUGUCCCUUUGCCCCCCCCCCCCCACCCCCACCCCUGUCACCGGCUCUCUACCAACCUUCUGUCCCCCUCUCUGCCCUUUCCCUCCUCUUCGUCCCCUAUUCUGUGCCAACUUUCCAACCCACUUCUUUGCCAGCCUCCUCUCCCCCUACCGAACAACCUUUCUUUCCUCCGUCCUUUGCAAGCUGUCCCCCAUCCUCACUGCUAAACUUCCCCCUCUCUUCCACCUUCCCUCCCUUUUUCUGUCUUUUCCCCAUCUCUGCCAAAGGUUUCUCUCCCCCUUCCUGCCCCUCCCGGCCCCCCUCUCCCCUCUCCAACCUCUCCUCGCCCCUCUCUGCCAACCUCUCCUUUCCUCUCUCUGCCAACCUUCCCCCCUCUAUCCCAAACCCCUCUCCCCUCUCUGCCUACAUGCCCUCCUCCUACCCUGCCAAGCUUCCCUCCAACCCCUCUGCCAACCCCCCCUUUGCAUCUCCCGCCCUUGCAACCCUUCCCUUCCCACACUUCCAUUGGAGCUGUAG